UGAAAAACGUGGAUAACCUUGGCAUGACGUCGACGAACAUGUGGUAUCGGCUGAUAAGUGAUGAUAACACAAACAUUUCCGUAUCCGGACUCCCGGAGGAGAUAAUGGCACUACCCAUUUCGAAAAGUAACAUUUGCACAAAUUUCACACUGACACUACAGCGUUUCAUAAGAUUUUGUGCCAGCUUCUUCGUCACCACUGACGGUUAAACCUACCUAAGUGUAUUAUAUACGUGCCGCCGUCAUUGCAGUCAACGGUCGUCGUUUGUGGGAACCGUUGAGCGUCCAAUGUCAAUUCAUACCGUUUAAUCGAAGUGUACGUUUUUUUGAAACCUUAUUCCCGUCCGCCUCUUCAAAAUACAAAUAUGUCUAAAAAGAGAACACGAGAUGUAUCAAAUAAUACAGAUGAAACAGAUUUGUCUGGGAGCAGUAAUAAAAAUAUGUUACAAAAAUGUGAACAAAAUAAAUUACAAAAUAUUGCACCAUCAAUUUUUAAACCGGCGCCUUUUAGUACAGAAAUAGAUGCAGUUGUUGAAAGAAAUGCAUGUGAAUAUAGUACAAGAAUCACUAUGGAAAUGGCCAAUUCUUGCUUGGCUCCUCGGAAAAUCAGGGUUUAUGCAGAUGGCGUUUAUGACAUGUUUCAUCAAGGACAUGCUAGACAGUUAAUGCAAGCUAAAACAGUGUUCCAAAAUGUUUACUUGAUUGUUGGAGUAUGUAGUGAUAGUAUGACACAUGCUAUGAAAGGUAAGACUGUAAUGACUGAUGAUGAAAGAUAUGAAGCUGUGAGACAUUGCCGCUAUGUAGAUGAAGUUCUUAAAGACGCACCAUGGGAAAUUGAUGAUCAAUUUUUAAUAGACAAUAAAAUUGAUUUUGUUGCUCAUGAUGAUAUUCCUUACAUUAAUGAAUCCGGUGAAGAUGUUUAUAAAGGGCUUAAAGAAAAAGGUAUGUUUGUAGGCACCCAAAGGACUGAGGGUGUAUCAACAUCAGAUGUUAUUUCUCGAAUUGUACGAGACUACGAUAUGUACGUCAGACGUAAUCUACAACGUGGAUACAGUGCCAAAGAUUUAAAUGUAUCAUAUUUAAAGGAAAAAAAAUUCAAGCUUCAAAACAAAAUGGAAGAACUUAAAGACCGAAGUAAACGAGUAAUGGGCACUAUUGGUGAAAAAAGAGUAGACAUGUUGCAACGAUGGGAAGAAAAAUCUAGAGACUUUAUUGUUUCAUUUUUAUUAUUGUUUGGUCGAGAUGGACCAAUUUCUCAUUUUUGGAACGACAGUAAAGGUAAACUGUUACAAGCAUUUUCACCACCUUCUAGUCCAACUCCAAGUGGUCGCAACACUCCAGAAUCAACUACUUCAUCUGAAGAAAAUUUAAGGUCUCCGCCUAGAAAGUCGAGCAGAACUGAACGUUUUUCAGAUGAAGAUGAUGAUGAAGAUGACAUAUUAAAUAGUUAUGAUUAUAUAAAUGGUGAGAGAAGCUCAAAAACUAAUUCCUAGUAGUAAAGAAUAGUUAUUAACCAUAUUAAAAUAAUUAACUAUUAGUUUAAUACAUAAUAUAAUGCAUAAACUUGCUAGAAUAAAAUUAUUGAAAUAA
Sipha flava (yellow sugarcane aphid) is the source of this 1589-nucleotide messenger RNA. RefSeq names its product choline-phosphate cytidylyltransferase A-like. Gene Ontology annotation, biological process: CDP-choline pathway. Bases 365 to 1492 code for a protein of 375 amino acids. NCBI's taxonomy places the organism in Eukaryota, Metazoa, Arthropoda, Insecta, Hemiptera, Aphididae. The record is from RefSeq and is a predicted model, not a curated record. Gene Ontology annotation, molecular function: phosphatidylcholine binding; choline-phosphate cytidylyltransferase activity. The transcript is spliced from 9 exons.